This is a messenger RNA of Durio zibethinus, 5475 nucleotides long. RefSeq names its product paired amphipathic helix protein Sin3-like 3. Lineage: Eukaryota; Viridiplantae; Streptophyta; Magnoliopsida; Malvales; Malvaceae. Gene Ontology annotation, cellular component: chromatin; histone deacetylase complex. Gene Ontology annotation, biological process: negative regulation of transcription by RNA polymerase II. Gene Ontology annotation, molecular function: transcription corepressor activity. The record is from RefSeq and is a predicted model, not a curated record.
UAAUGGCCGUGAAAUUUACUAUCCCACGCCUCCUUCCUCCUACUAGGAUUUUAUAUCCUCUUCCCCCGUUUAGAUCAAUAAACAAAACAACAAACAUUGUUUCCUCUCUAUUUCUCUCGAAACCAAAAAGAAAAAAAAAAAUUUUAACUCGUAAAAGUCCCUCUCUUAAACGUCUCUGAUACAAUCACCAGAAUCCUUCAAAAAAUAAAAUCCAUACAUCUGAAAAUUAUAAUUUCUCUAUAUUUAUUUUUUCCUUGCUCGAAAGAUAGUUUGCUGAGGAAGACUAUUUUUUUUUCUUUUAAUCUUUACAAAUUAGGCAGUUAAAAAAAAUGAAAGUUAUUUUUCGUUUUCUCUGUGUAGGAAAUUAUUUUCAUUAGCGUGCCUUUAUCUGCAAGUAAUGUGAAUUUACUUAAAAUUUUCUUUUUGGUGGUGAUCUGUUGGAGAGGAAUUUUUUUUGGAGAUAAUUAAAGUUCAAAGCAUGAUUUGUUGGUGAAAAUUAAGAAAAAUUAAAAAAAAAAAAGGUUUCUGUUUUGUUUGAAAAAAAAAAAUGAAGCGGUCUAGAGAUGAGGUUUACAUCGGCGGCUCUCAACUUAAAAGACCGGUGGUUUCUUCUCGAGGAGAAGGCCCUGGGCAACAGCAGAUGGUGGGGGGGACUGGAGCUACUCAGAAACUGACGACAAAUGAUGCAUUGGCGUAUCUCAAGGCUGUUAAAGACAUAUUUCAAGAAAAAAGGGAGAAAUAUGAUGACUUUCUUGAAGUAAUGAAAGACUUCAAGGCUCAAAGAAUUGACACUGCGGGUGUCAUAGCAAGGGUGAAGGAGUUAUUUAAAGGUUACCGAGACCUAAUAUUGGGUUUCAAUACCUUUUUGCCAAAAGGAUAUGAGAUCACCCUCCCACUAGAGGAUGAACAACCUCCCCAAAAGAAGCCGGUGGAGUUUGAAGAAGCUAUCAAUUUUGUGAACAAGAUUAAGACAAGGUUUCAAGGUGAUGACCGUGUCUAUAAAUCAUUUUUAGACAUUUUGAACAUGUAUAGAAAAGAAAACAAAUCUAUCACUGAGGUCUAUCAGGAGGUUGCUGCUCUUUUCCAAGAUCACCCUGAUCUGCUUUUGGAAUUCACUCAUUUUCUGCCUGAUACCUCAGCAACAGCCUCUAACCAUUGUACUUCCUCUGGUAGAAAAUCUUUCCCCCGAGAUAGGAGUUCUGCUAUGCCUGGAAUGCAUGCAGUGCCUGCUGACAAGAAUGAUAGGACUACUGCUCCACAUGAUGGCCAUGACCUUGGUGCGGAACACCCUGAUCCAGAUCAUGAUAGAGUUAUGAUGAAAGCAGAAAAAGAGCAAAGGAGGCAUGGUGAAAAAGAAAGGGACAAGAGAGAAGACAGAGAUAGGAGAGACCGGGAACAUGAUGAUCAAGACUUCGAAAAUGAUGGCAGCAGAGACUUCAACAUGCGGUUUCCACACAAACGGAGCGGGAAACCUGCUCAUAGGGGUGAAGACUCAAUUGUUGAACAAUUUCAUCAAGUUGGGGAUGGCCCUGCAUAUGAUGAUAAAAAUGCAAUGAAAAGUGUGUAUAAUCAGGAGUUUGCUUUCUGCAAUAAAGUGAAGGAGAAGUUACAAAGUCCUGAUGAUUAUCAGGAAUUCUUGAGGUGCCUUCAUAUCUAUAGUAAUGAAGUAAUCUCACGCCCACAAUUGCAAUUACUGGUUAGUGAUUUACUUGGAAGAUACCCAGAUCUGAUGGAUGGUUUCAAUAAAUUUUUGGUGCAAUGUGAGAAGAAUGGCUUGCUUGCUGAUUUUGUUAGUGAAAAGUUCUUGCGGAAUGAAGGACAGUUACCUAGAUCAGUUAAUAUGGAGGACAGGGAUAGAGAUCGAGAUCGUGGGAGGGAUGAUGGUGUCAAAGAUAGAGACCGUGAAACUCAGGAAAGGGAUAGACUUGAUAAAAGUUCCUUUGGCAAUAAAGAUGCAGGAACUCAUAGGGUUUCUUUAUUUUCCAGCAAGGAUAAAUACAUGGGAAAACCCAUUAAUGAACUUGACCUCUCUAACUGUGAACGGUGCACUCCUAGUUAUCGACUUCUUCCCAAGAAUUAUCCAAUACCUUCUGCAAGCCAGAGAACAGAGCUAGGCUCUGAAGUUCUCAAUGAACAUUGGGUUUCUGUCACUUCUGGGAGUGAGGACUACUCUUUCAAACACAUGCGCAAAAACCAGUAUGAAGAAAGCCUCUUUCGAUGUGAAGAUGACAGGUUUGAACUGGAUAUGUUGUUAGAGUCUGUGAACGUAACGACCAAGCGAGUAGAAGAACUGUUAGAAAAAAUUAACAAUAAUACCAUCAAAAUAGACAGUCCAAUUCGCAUCGAGGAGCACUUUACAGCUCUGAAUCUUAGAUGCAUUGAACGUUUAUAUGGUGACCAUGGACUUGAUGUGAUGGAUGUAUUAAGGAAGAAUGCCCAUCUUGCUUUGCCAGUUAUUUUGACCCGCUUGAAACAGAAACAAGAAGAAUGGGCUAGAUGUCGUUCUGAUUUUAGUAAAGUUUGGGCUGAAAUCUAUGCUAAGAAUUAUCAUAAAUCGCUUGACCACCGUAGCUUCUAUUUUAAGCAGCAGGACUCCAAGAACUUAAGCACAAAAGCUCUGUUGGCUGAGAUCAAAGAAAUCAGUGAGAAGAAGCGCAAAGAAGAUGAUGUGCUUCUUGCUAUUGCUGCUGGCAACAGACGACCUGUUGUUCCAAAUUUGGAGUUUGAAUAUCCUGAUCCUGAAAUUCAUGAAGAUCUUUAUCAGCUCAUCAAAUAUUCCUGUGGAGAAAUGUGUACAACUGAACAAUUGGAUAAAGUAAUGAAAAUAUGGACUACCUUCUUGGAACCAAUGCUUGGUGUUCCUUCCCAUCCUCAGGGAGCGGAGGACACCGAAGAUGUUGUGAAGGCUAAGAACAACAAUGUAAAAAAUGGUAGUGCUAAUGUUGUUGAGAGUGAAGGGAGCCCUGGUGAUGGUACUGUUGCCAUGGAUUCCAAACAUUCAAAUCCUUCCAGAAAUGGAGAUGAAAUUAUUCCACCUGAGCAAUCAAGUUCUUAUAAGAUGUGGUUGUUGAAUGGGGAUAAUGGUGUCAAACAAGAUGGUCCCACCGAUAUGGAUCGUGUUGGUUAUAAGAAUGAUUCCUCCUGUGAUGCUCCUCAACAAGAUAGAAUGCAGCAGGUUAAUCCAGCUAAUGGUGAUGAAAGAUCAGGGGUCAGUAAACAAGCCAGUUCUGGUGAACAAUUAAUUAAUUCGAAUGCAUCUCUUGCUGCUGGAGUGGAGCGAAGGAAUGGAAAAACUAGCAUAGAGAAUACUUCAGGUCUUAGUGCCAAUCCUUACAGACCUGGUAACACUGCUGGUGGACCUGAGUUAAAGUCAAGUAACGAAAAUUUACCUUCAUCAGAGGGUGGCGAUUGUUCUAGACCAAUCUUAUCUGGAAAUGGGAUGAUGACAGAAAGCAUUAAAAGUCACAGAUAUAACAAAGAAUCUGUUGGACAACUUAAGGUUGAAAGGGAAGAAGGUGAGUUAUCCCCAAAUGGGGAUUUUGAGGAAGAAAAUUUUGCCGAUUAUGGAGAAGCUGGUUUGGAUACCACCUGUAAGGUGAAAGAUGGUGCAGCAAACAGUCAAUACCUGAGACAUGGAGAGGAAGAAGUGUGCUGUGGAGAGGCUGAGGGAGAGAAUGAUGCUGAUGCUGAUGACGAAGGUGAGGAAAGUGCUCAGAGGACAUCAGAGGAUAGUGAGAAUGCUUCUGAGAAUGGUGAGGUUUCUGGAAGUGAUUCUGGUGAAGGUGAAUCGAGGGAGGAGCGAGGGGAAGAUAUAGACCAUGACGAACAUGAUAAUAAACCAGAGAGUGAAGGUGAGGCUGAAGGGAUGGCUGAUGCCCAUGAUGUGGAAGGAGAUGGAACAUUGUUACCAUUUUCAGAACGAUUUCUACUAACUGUAAAGCCCCUCACAAAGCAUGUCCCUUCAGCAUUACAUGAGAACGAGAAGGAUUCGCAGGUUUUUUAUGGAAAUGACUCAUUUUAUGUGCUUUUUAGGCUUCACCAAACAUUAUACGAGAGAAUACAAUCAGCAAAGAUUAAUGCAUCAUCUGCAGAUAGGAAAUGGAGGGCUUCAAGUGAUCCAAGUCCUACUGAUCUCUAUGCCAGGUUCAUGAGUGCACUGUACAAUUUACUUGAUGGCUCUUCCGAUAAUACAAAAUUUGAGGAUGAUUGCCGAGCUAUCAUUGGAACUCAGUCAUAUGUUCUAUUCACGCUGGAUAAGCUGAUAUAUAAACUUGUCAAACAGCUUCAAGCCGUUGCAAGUGAUGAAAUGGACAAUAGGCUUCUUCAACUAUAUGCAUAUGAGAAAUCAAGAAAAUCUAGAAGUUUUGUUGAUGUUGUUUAUCAUGAAAAUGCUCGUGUUCUCCUUCAUGAUGAGAAUAUAUAUCGUAUUGAAUGUUCAUCCACACCAACUCGUCUUUCCGUCCAGCUUAUGGACUAUGGGCAUGAUAAGCCUGAAGUGACAGCUGUUUCCAUAGACCCUAAUUUUGCAGCAUAUUUGCACAAUGACUUUCUCUCUGUUGUUCCCGAAGAAAAAGAGAAGCCUGGGAUUUUCUUGAAGAGGAAUAUACGCAAAUGUGGGGGUGGUGAUGAGCUUUCUUCAACAUGCCAGGCGACGGGACUUAAAGUAGUUAAUGGUUUGGAGUGCAAGAUUGCUUGCAAUUCUUCCAAGGUCUCUUAUGUUUUGGAUACGGAAGAUUUUUUGUUCCGAGUGAGACAGCAGCCAGCCUCGAAUCAGAACAGUCCACGCCAUAACCGGGCAACGGUUUCAAAUGGUGAUUCCAUCAGACUACAAAGGCAACAGCGAUUUCAGAGAUUUCUUCUGGCAUAGACUUUAGUGGCAUAGAUGUGGUACGUCCGAAUCCAUUUGCUGCCAUAUUCUCUUUGCUCAGAAUUAAAGGACGGUAAAGAAACGGAACUAUAUUAAUUUCUCGUAAGAGUUAAAUCCAAUUUUUUAUAUUCCAAAUUAAAUAUCUCAAGGUUAAAAAAAAAAAAAAUCCCCGUACAUUUUUGCUUCAGAUUUGUUUGUUUUGUCAGUUGGCUUUUGCAUGGGAUGGAAAGAGUUGACCUUAGUGCCACAGUAAGUGGAAAUGUAGAAUCAUAUCUCUAUCUCACCAUCCAAAUAAGAAAUAUUGAUGAAAAAGGGAUGAGGGCUCAAAAGUUAUGUCGUGUACAUAGAGGUAGUAUCUGACUGGUGUAAUACCUGAGAUAUUUGUUCAAUAUCCAUUCAUCUAUAUAUUUUUUUUGCUCCCACCGACAUCUUAGGCUCUUCUGCUUUUGGAAAAAUAUUUGAUGAAACAUGCACUGCAUCAGUUCUGUUAUUUUGUUAUUGACGUGCAUAUCAGCUGUACUGUACACUUGCAAAAAUUGAGUAAAUUUUUUAUUUUGCCGCGUCAUCAUAUCAUAUAAAAAGUAGAUAUAAUAGAAAAGGCAAAAGGU